Messenger RNA from Doryrhamphus excisus (bluestripe pipefish), 1790 nucleotides. It is a transcript of the gene vamp7, whose product is annotated as synaptobrevin-like 1. The record is from RefSeq and is a predicted model, not a curated record. Lineage: Eukaryota; Metazoa; Chordata; Actinopteri; Syngnathiformes; Syngnathidae. Gene Ontology annotation, molecular function: SNARE binding; SNAP receptor activity. Gene Ontology annotation, biological process: vesicle fusion; endosome to lysosome transport; exocytosis. Gene Ontology annotation, cellular component: membrane; SNARE complex.
CCAGAAAAUUAGCUUCCGGGCUAGAGGUUUCAGUGCUUUACAAAGCAGAAGUCACUCGAAAGGGAUUUGCUAGGUGUUGUUCGAUGUUGGAAUUUGUGUAAACGCGCUACAUUGAACACUGCUAAUAAUCAAGCAACCUCCAUUGUUGUUGUGUGGACAGUGAGCAGUCGAUCACAGCGAACAAUCCAGCUGUUACCAUGGCAAUCCUGUUUGCCGUGGUGGCCCGUGGAACCACCAUCCUUGCCAAGCAUGCAUGGUGUGGCGGAAACUUCCUCGAAGUGACCGGACAGAUCCUGGCCAAGAUCCCAUCAGAGAAUAGUAAAUUGACCUACAGCCAUGGCAGCUAUCUUUUUCAUUACAUCUGUCAUGACAGAAUCAUUUACCUGUGCAUCACAGAUGAUGACUUUGAAAGGUCACGUGCAUUCAGCUUCCUUAAUGAGACCAAAAGACGCUUCCAGACCACCUAUGGGUCGAGAGCACAAACAGCCCUGCCGUACGCUAUGAACAGCGAGUUCUCAUCAACGCUCGCAGCUCAGAUGAAACACCACUCAGACCCACGGGGAUCAGAUCGCCUUACUGAAACUCAGUUGCAAGUGGAUGACUUGAAGGGUAUUAUGGUCCGCAACAUAGAUUUGGUUGCUCAGAGAGGGGAGAAGCUGGAGUUGUUGAUUGACAAGACUGAAAAUCUGGUUGAUUCUUCCGUCACAUUUAAGACCACAAGUCGUAACCUUGCCAGAGCCAUGUGCAUGAAAAACCUCAAGCUGACUCUUCUUAUCGUGCUGGUGUGCCUGGUGGUCCUGUACAUUAUUGUGUCUGCUUCCUGUGGAGGCCUCAGCUGGCCAUCUUGUGUCAAAUGAGACCAUGGUCAUUAUCGGGAGGUCUGGAAAAGAUGGAGAGAGAGAAGCCCCUCUUUUGACUGUGUUUGCCAAUGGACAGAGAAAAGGAAAUACAACUUCCCGUGCUUUUUUUUUUUAUCUCAGCUUGCCUGGACACCUGCACCCACUUCUUCCUCCUGAAAGUGCACACAUGGCCUUCAAGACUGGAGGCUCCACUAGAUACCACUCGAAUGGACAGCAGCUACAAUUAAUGCGGCACCAUUAUCUUGUCUUAAACUCGUCUGCCUGAGGUUUCAAUUUGUGGCGCUGUCUUGUAUUUGUGUAUUCCAUCCAUUCAAAUAGAAACAAUGAACCCCAAAGUGAACAAAAUCUGACUUUAUUCAUAGAACAUGCCUGUUCAUCAAUGUGCACAGAAGCCUUCCGUAUGGAACACGUUUCUGAGAUGGGCUACAGCCGUCCUUUGCUCUUUCGUUAUACCACCAAAUGUUGACAGGAUACAGUGGAAAACAAAAGCGUUUGCCCCCUUCCUGAUUUCUUUUGUCACACUUCACAGAUCAUCGAACACAUUUAAAUAUUAGUCAAUGACAACAAAACUGAAUACAAAAUGCAAUUUUGAAAUAAAACUUACACCUGCACAGAUGAGUGGCUUAGGGGGCAAUCACUUUUUCAUACCGCUGUACAUGAUUUUCUCACUAAUAAGUAAUACCAGUGAAUGCAGUAAGAAAAGAAUAUUUCAAAAAUGUACACGUUUAUGUAUUUAAUAUUAAAUAUCUGGCAUGUGAUUCUGAUGAUUGAAAAGAUUGUGAUGUAUGAGCAAAUCCCGUCUUUAUUUUACCUGUUUCAAGUCUCUAACACAAUGCACUUUUUUUUAUCAUAUACUUCUAGUGUGAUCAUGGUGUGUUAAUAUGUUGAUAACAAUGUACUUAUUUAAUAAUUGUACAUCCUGAUUUGAAA